Triplophysa rosa is the source of this 2454-nucleotide messenger RNA. RefSeq names its product zinc transporter ZIP11-like. Gene Ontology annotation, cellular component: membrane. Gene Ontology annotation, molecular function: zinc ion transmembrane transporter activity. Lineage: Eukaryota; Metazoa; Chordata; Actinopteri; Cypriniformes; Nemacheilidae. Gene Ontology annotation, biological process: zinc ion transmembrane transport. The record is from RefSeq and is a predicted model, not a curated record. The coding region runs from base 94 to 1116 and encodes 340 amino acids. The transcript is spliced from 10 exons.
GCGGGAAUGAACCCGUAACAGAGACACGUGUAGCCUACACAGGGAAGCAGGAAGUGAAGUUGUUCAGCUGGUGCCAGUAAACACACAGGCACCAUGCUUCCAGGCUUCAGUCCUGUGGUUCAGGCCCUGCUGGGGACCCUCUUCACCUGGGGUCUCACUGCAGCUGGAGCCGCUCUGGUGUUCAUCUUCUCCAGCAGACAGAAGCGUAUCCUGGAUGGCAGCUUGGGAUUCGCAGCAGGGGUGAUGCUGGCGGCUUCCUAUUGGUCCCUUCUGGCUCCUGCGAUUGAGAUGGCAGAGGAAUCUGGAAGAUAUGGGGACUUUGCAUUCUUCCCUGUUGCUGUUGGUUUCGCUCUUGGUGCUCUGUUUGUUUACUUUGCAGACCUAAUGAUGUCUGUUCUGGGUGUUGGGAUGGACCCCCACAUGGCUCUUGCACUGCCGUCUGAUGUCAAACUGGCUAAAGAAAAGAAGAAGAACUCUAUGGCUGGGCUGUCAGAGGACGAAGAUCUGUCCAUCAGGAUAGGUAGAACAGGAGUCCACUCAGAUAAAAUAGAGAAUGGUGAGGUGCACCAGAGACGCAGAGGACCCAACACUGGCCAUACAGUGGGACAGGAAGUGAACACUAAACCACAGGAGCAGACUGGUCAGACCUCAAGCAGCUGGAGACGGAUCGUUCUUCUAAUCCUAGCCAUCACCAUACACAACAUUCCUGAGGGCUUGGCAGUUGGAGUUGGCUUUGGAGCAGUCGGAAAAACUCAGUCAGCCACAUUUGAAAGUGCCAGAAACUUGGCUAUAGGCAUUGGCAUUCAGAAUUUCCCAGAAGGCCUUGCAGUGAGUCUUCCUUUGAGAGGUUCUGGGGUGUCCACAUGGCGAUCCUUCUGGUAUGGACAGUUGAGUGGCAUGGUGGAGCCUUUAGCUGGGUGGUUAGGGGCUGUUGCCGUGGUGCUGGCAGAGCCGUUGCUACCGUACGCUCUCGCCUUUGCCGCAGGAGCCAUGGUGUAUGUAGUGGUCGAUGACAUCAUUCCUGAAGCGCAAGUCAAUGGGAAUGGUAAGCUGGCCUCCUGGACAUCCAUUAUUGGCUUCAUCGUGAUGAUGUCACUGGAUGUGGGACUUGGUUGAGCCUUCUAUUGGUUGAAAUAUUGUACAACGUAUAGAAUGUCAGGUGACUGCACUGAAAAAAGCGACCUAAGAGGCCUUUUUUCUUAGUGUACAGGUUUAAUUGCAGGAGUAUUUUUUUUACUAAUUGUACUGUAUGUACAUGUUAUUUUUAUUGGUUUUAAAUCUGCUUUAAGGAUUUGAAGACGGGGCAAAAUUUUGAUUGCAAAAGGACAAUACUUGAAAAAAUAAUACUUGAAUGAAAUGGGUGUAGGAUGGUUUCUAUGUAGUAUGUGUUUCUUUACAUGAGUAGACCAAUGUGUGAUAUAAACUUAGCUCACCAGCUUACUAUCAGUAAUAUAGGGACCAUAUGUUCUUGAAAUUGUUGUGCACUCAACUGGAAAAGAAAAGUAGUGAAAUUGCAAAUCUCUACAGGUUUGAUUAAUGAAUUAAUUUACAGUGUGAAUCAUUCAUUUAUGAUUCAAUGGAGCCAUUAUUGUUCAGCCGUCUCUUGUUGUAAUAACUGAAUUUCAUCACCUGGGAAAUCCUUCUCGCCAUCUUUUUCAUACCGUACUUGCAUUUGAAACACAAGUUAUUAAAUCAAAUAAAGUUUCAUUUUCUGUGAGAGUGUAAAAUAUUCUUCUUUGUAAUUGCUGUAAUAAAAUUUGCAAUACAAAAUCUCAGUCUCCGGUUGGCUGUAUGUUUAGCUGUUUUGUAAUUACCAAGUACCUCAUACCAAGCUUCUUUAAAGAUUUAGUGCCACUAACCCAGCAAGACUGCCAAAUCCAGUUAUUAUUUCAACUUUAAAAAGGCAUCAGCCUGGUCAUUAAAACAGUAUACAGAGGUAUCAGCUAUACAGCCUAGUCAGCUUGCCAGUUUAAAAAGUGCUUUCUAAUUUUGCGAGCAGUUUUCAUCAUUUUAGACAGCAAAUGUCUGUGGGAUUAUCAUGUUAAUCUGCAAAAUGCACGAAACAAUUCUAAAAAUAAACUUUUAAAAAUAAAGUUCUGCUGCAUUUAAUAUUUAAUAUGGGUAGUUAAAAUACUUCGACAGAAUGUGAAAUAAACUCAAUAUUUUGCCCUUGAAGUACUGGAAUUAAUCUUGUCACGUACUCAAAUCUACAGCAUUUUCCUAAUGUGUGAUUAGUCCUAUGUAAACAAGUCUUUUUGUGCACAGAACCAGAGUUUGAAAAUGAACAGUCAUGUUAAUCUAUUUUUUUUUUUUGCCAAAAGUUAGAAACUGGAAUGUCAUUCAAAGAGUGGAAUUUAAUGUUGGAGGUUGGAAAAGAUUGUAGUGGAUUGUCAUUUCCUUCUUUGACUGCAGGAAACUAUUACCAGAUAAACAAUGAAGUUUCAAAUAAAAAUG